AUGGAGCUCCGUACCUUCAAUCAGCCUCUUCAUACGGUCCGGAAUUCUCGUCUGCUCGUAUUCAACCGCCUAUUUGCGAUUGUUUACUUGUUUGCAAUCAUCGCUUUGUUCUACCGUCAUUUCAUAUCCAUUUCUAAUUCCCCCGAUUUUCUCUCCUUUUCUCUCCUCGCCGCCGACAUUGUGCUGACGUUCGUAUGGAUCACCACUCAGGCUUUUCGAUUCCGUCCGGUCCGCCGACGUCAGUUUCCGAUAAAUCUACUUGGAUCAGUGACGAAGAAAGAACUUCUUGCGGUUGACGUGUUCGUUUGCACGACGGAUCCGCUUAAGGAACCGCCUGUUAGUCUGAUGAACACAGUUCUUUCGGCGAUGGCUUACGAUUAUCCGGUGGAGAAGAUUUCAGUCUAUGUAUCUGACGACGGAGGAUCUGAUUUGACUCUGUUUGCAUUAAUGGAAACGGUUAAGUUUGCAAAACGCUGGUUGCCGUUCUGUAGAGAUAAUAACGUCAUGGAGAGAUCUCCUCGCGCGUUUUUCCGAUCAGAUUAUCAAAGAUGCGCGGAGAUUGAUGAACUCGAGAGCAUGUACAAAAAAUUGGAGUCGAGCAUAGAGAAUGUUGUGGAAAGAGGUAAAGUUGACGACGAACUCAUCGCCGGCGAAAACGACCGGCGAGUUUUCGCCGGUUGGUUACAGGGAUCAUUUACUGCUAAAGAUCACCCUACGAUUAUUCAGGUAUUGCUGGAAAAUGAAAAAGACAAGGAUGCCACUGGCCAACCAAUGCCAAACCUUGUAUAUGUAUCAAGAGAAAAAAAACCUACAUUUGCUCACAAUUUCAAGGCUGGUGCCCUUAAUACCCUGAUUCGGGUGUCUGCGAUCAUGACGAACGCUCCAAUCCUGGCGGUCCAGGACUGCGACAUGUACUCAAAUGAUCCCCAAACAUUGAACCGUGCGAUGUGUUAUUUCUCCGACCCACAAAUGAAGUUCAAUUUGGGAUGUGUUCAAUUUGCUCAGCGUUUUCAUGGGAUCAACAAGAACGAUAUAUACUCGUGUGAGGUUAAACGCAUAUUUCAAAUCCAUUGCGCGGGAAUGGAUGGGUUGAACGGCCCGAGCCUUGUAGGCUCGGGAGUCUUCUUCUCUAGACGGGCCUUGUUCGAGUGUCCGUCCUGUCUGGUCACUACAGAGAUUCCAGAGCUUAUGCCUGACCACAUUGUUGACAAGCCAAUUACGGCCCAAUCCAGUUUAAACAUAGCCCAUCAACUUGCAAGUUGCAAUUAUGAGAAGAAUAAUAUCUCAUGGGGUACCAAGAGGGGCUUUAGAUACGGAUCGCUGGUAGAAGAUUUCUACACGGGCUACGCCUUGCAUUGCCAAGGCUGGAAGUCGGUGUUUUGCAAUCCCGAUAGGGCAGCAUUCCUUGGGGAUGUGCCGAUCACCCUCAACGAUUUGCUAGUCCAAAUUGGGCGAUGGUCCAUUGGAGUUUAUGAGGUCGCGUUUUCUAAGUAUAGCCCAAUAACAUACGGCAUGCGUCGCAUGGGACUUCUAAUGGGCCUAUGCUACUCAUACUCCGCGUUUUGGCCCAUAGUUGCCAUUCCCAUAACUAUAUAUGCAUUCAUUCCACAACUAGCACUCCUUCAUGGCAAAUCCAUUUUCCCAAAGGUCUCUCUCGGGUGGUUUUUGUUGUACGCGUUCCUCUUUGUCGGGUCCUACGCACAAGAUUGCCUCGAAUACAUAGUAUUCAAAGGGACGUUAUCAAGAUGGUGGAGUGAUCAAAGGAUGUGGCUCAUUAAAGGGCUAACAUCAUUCCUAUUCGGUACAAUCGAAUUCAUUACAAAAUGUUUGGGCAUAACAUUACCGGAUUUUAAAUUGACGAGUAAAGUGAUGGUGAUGGAACAACGUAAGAAGUAUGAACAAGGGAUAUUUUACUUCGGAGUUCACUCUCCCAUGUUCGUGGUCUUGUUGAUGGCAGCCAUGUUAAAUUUGGCAGCAUUGGCUGCAGGAAUAUGGUGGUCGGUAAAAGGAGGAGAGGUCGAUUUAAACCGGUUUUUAAUUCAAAUGUUAAUUGCCGGUUUUGGAGUAGUGAAUGGUUGGCCGGUUUAUGAGGCAGUGGUGAUCAGAAGUGAUGAGGGAAAGAUCCCUUUGAAGACUACUAUUGUUUCGUUACUUCUCUUCUGGCCUCUUUAUAUUAUCACAUCUUUCUUAUUUGUAAACUAA
Messenger RNA from Impatiens glandulifera, 2202 nucleotides. Its product is annotated as cellulose synthase-like protein G3. The record is from RefSeq and is a predicted model, not a curated record. Bases 1 to 2202 code for a protein of 733 amino acids. The transcript is spliced from 6 exons. Gene Ontology annotation, cellular component: plasma membrane; trans-Golgi network. Gene Ontology annotation, biological process: cellulose biosynthetic process; plant-type primary cell wall biogenesis. NCBI's taxonomy places the organism in Eukaryota, Viridiplantae, Streptophyta, Magnoliopsida, Ericales, Balsaminaceae. Gene Ontology annotation, molecular function: cellulose synthase (UDP-forming) activity; mannan synthase activity.